CAACAGGGCCCUGGCUUGGAGAGAGGGGCCUUCGUAUCCAGCAGCUGCGGUUGCUGAACAACGUGGCCGCCGCGUCUGCGACGUGAAGCUCCCCCCACCACCACCAGCAUCGGUCCAGCUCGCCUCGUCCCACGAAGCGUCAAUUCGGCUGAUUGAGAGUUGCAGGAGGAGGAGUCAUUAACGCUGCGGAACGCGAGAGAAGCGGAGGGCGACGGAACUUCCAACAACGGCGCUUGGGGCGAACGAGAGGAGUCGCUCUCGCCUCGCACAGAGAGAGGAAAGAACCGACGAAGGCGGACACGGGCAGAGAGAGAAAGACAGACAGAAUGGAGAAGUAGACGAGAGAGAGAGCGAGCGAGCGAGGAGGGGUAGAAGACGGUCGUCAGGCCGAGCCAGGCACGCGGGGUCCCAAUGGGUGGAUGAGCAUGGGCAUCGGGGAGGCGCUACCCCGCUCGCUCGUCAACUCGGCCACCGGGGUCCGGCAGCUGCUCAACGCGACACUCGGCCGCCUCCUGCUCCUCGCCUUCCUCGCCGCCUCGGCCCACGCACAGUGCAGAAUCCUCAAAUGCAACUCGGAGUUCGUGGCAGCAACAUCGGGGCCCGGCCGCUCGAGCGUCGAGGACGGCGGCGGCGUGGCGGCGGUGGGCCCCGCGGGGCCGGUGGGGCCGAUCGGCCGCGGGCGGCCCUCCCCCGGGUCGGCAGCCCCGCUGUGCGCCGCCCUACGGGCCUACUCGGCCUGCACGCGGCGGACUUCGCGGGCGUGCCGCGGCGACCUGGCGUACCACUCGGCCGUGCUCGGCAUCGAGGACCUGAUGGCGCAGAACGCUUGCGGCGGCACUUCCGCCGUCGCCGCCGGCGGCGGCGGCGGGCGGCUCGCGUCGUCGGAGCCGUCGCCGCCGCCGCCGCCGGCGCCGCCCGCGAGGGCCGGCCCCGUGCGGAGGGCGUGCGGCGCGACGAGGGCACGGGCCCCGCCGGCCGGCGCCUACCGCUACUGCGGCCUGUCGGGCGACCCGCACGUGCGCACGUUCCCCGGCGGGAUGCACGCGUGCCGCGUGGCGGGCGCGUGGCCGCUCGUGGACAACGAGCACGUGCACGUGCAGGCCACCAGCGUGCCCGUGUAUGGAGGUGCCACGGCCACCGCCACCAGCAAGCUCACCAUCAUCUUCAAGGGCCAGCAGCACUGCACGGACGAGCGGGUUUACCACGCUGAGACGGACGACCUCCCGGCCGCGUUCGUUGACGGCACCAAGAUGGGCGGCCUGGGUAGGCGGCAGUAUGCGGCCUCCGGCCUUCUCGUCACCGAGAAGGUGCCCGGCCGGCACGUCGAGAUCUCGGCCGUCUACAUCGGCACCACGGUGGCCGUGCGCCAGGUGGGACGCUACCUGACCUUCGCCAUCCGCACGCCGGCGCACGUCGCCGAGGCCUACGACCACGACGAGAGCCUGGGCCAGGCCCUGCAGCUGUGCUGGCGCGGCUGCCCCGGCACGGAACGGCUGGACCAGGAAGCUGGCGGCGCUGGCGAUGGCGGCGGCGGUGGCGAUGGCCGGACUGCAGGCGUAUUCACGGCACGAACUGCGCGCGCGGCCUGCGAGGAGAGGCUGUCGGUCGACGAUCCUUACUUUGAGACGUGCGUGUUCGACCUGCUCACGACGGGCGACCUGAGCUUCGCGCAGGCGGCCGCGUUCGCGUCGCAGGAUGCCGUGGAGCUGGCGCCGCCACUGGCGGUGGUGAGCAGUCGGGAGCAGCGGGGAGGAGGACCCGGAGCGCUGAGACCGUCGGCCCCCGUGGUCGCGGCACUUGCCCUUGUCGCCGUGGUUUUGAUGGGCGUCGGCGGCUCUCCCAACUCCUGAUGGAAAGUUCAGAGGCAGGAACAAACGGCUGGAGGAUUCGAAUGCCGCUAUGCUAGCUGAAGCUUCUCAAGUUCUCUGAAGAAGCUUCCGGCACGCGUGGAGCGAAACAUCCGACGUCGUGCCGACGGAACACGCGGCGCGGCCCCCAAAAACGCAUCGGAGAGCCAAUCUGCGGCUCAACCGCUAAAACCUUUGCAGUGGUUGUAUGUCGCAAUGGAAACAAAAACUCUUCGAGUGUCUAGAGCGAUUGGAACGCGAGAGACUCCACACAGAUGGGACUGGACGCCCCAUAGCUCGAAUUCUAACGCUGUCGGUGAACGACGGGAAUCUCGUCAGAGGGAAUCGUGCAAGCACACAGACGAGAGCAUGCACACAGAACUGGCGGAAGAAAUUAGAGCCAAUAGGCGGCGAUGAGGACACAGAUGCUUAAUAUAUGACCCAAGAAGUCGAUUUGUACUAUAUGCUGUUUAGUCUUUCCCCACUCCCGAGUGUGCUGUUGUCGGUUUCUGAAUGCGCGUUGCAUUUAUUUUGAGCAAAGAAGUGAAGCGGCUUGUAAAAGAAAGUACUUUUUAUACACGAACGUACGCAUAAUAGCAAUUUUGCAAAUAACAAGUUUUGACUUGUAAAUAUUAGCGAUUAGUGUUGUUUGUAAUUGUGCAGCGUGUAAGGUAGCGCUCUUCGAAGCAUUUCUUCCCAUUAAUAAAGGUGCAUGUGCACAAGCAGGUCGUUGUGAACCUCGAAUCUUG
Messenger RNA from Petromyzon marinus (sea lamprey), 2596 nucleotides. Its product is annotated as repulsive guidance molecule A-like. Lineage: Eukaryota; Metazoa; Chordata; Hyperoartia; Petromyzontiformes; Petromyzontidae. Gene Ontology annotation, cellular component: plasma membrane. The record is from RefSeq and is a predicted model, not a curated record. Gene Ontology annotation, biological process: BMP signaling pathway. Gene Ontology annotation, molecular function: coreceptor activity.